AUGCUGUCCCGUGUGCAGUCUGCGAUGAUUCGCCGCGCCGCCGGGGCUCGUGCUGCGUCGUCGGCGGCGGCUGCGGCUGCCGUGAAGCCUGCGGAACACAAGGGCCGCGUCGGCUACGUGUCGCAGGUCAUUGGUGCGGUGGUGGACGUGCACUUCUCGGAGGGCGUCCCGCCCGUGCUGACGGCGCUGGAUGUGACGGAGGACCUUGGCCGCGAUGAGCCGCUGACGCUGGAGAUCGUGCAGCACCUGGACGCGAACACCGGCCGCUGCAUUGCGAUGCAGACGACGGACCUGCUGAAGCUGAAGUCGAAGGUUGUGUCGACCGGCGGCAACAUCUCUGUGCCGGUGGGCCGUGAGACGCUGGGCCGCAUCUUCAACGUGCUGGGCGACGCGAUCGACCAGCGCGGCCCCGUGGGUGAGAAGAUGCGCAUGGCGAUCCACGCCGAGGCCCCGAAGCUGGCGGAUCAGGCCGCGGAGGACACGAUCCUGACGACCGGCAUCAAGGUGAUCGACCUGAUUCUGCCCUACUGCAAGGGUGGCAAGAUCGGCCUGUUUGGCGGCGCCGGUGUGGGCAAGACCGUGAUCAUCAUGGAGCUGAUUAACAACGUCGCGAAGGGCCACGGUGGUUUCUCGGUGUUUGCCGGCGUUGGCGAGCGCACGCGCGAGGGCACGGACCUGUACCUGGAGAUGAUGCAGUCGAAGGUGAUUGACCUGAAGGGCGAGUCGAAGUGCGUGCUUGUGUACGGGCAGAUGAACGAGCCCCCGGGUGCGCGCGCGCGCGUUGCGCAGUCUGCGCUGACGAUGGCGGAGUACUUCCGAGACGUGGAGGGCCAGAAUGUGCUGCUGUUCAUCGACAACAUCUUCCGCUUCACGCAGGCGAACUCCGAGGUCUCUGCGCUGCUGGGCCGCAUUCCGGCCGCCGUGGGCUACCAGCCGACGCUUGCGGAGGAUCUUGGUAUGCUGCAGGAGCGCAUCACGUCGACGACGAAGGGGUCGAUCACGUCCGUGCAGGCCGUGUACGUGCCUGCGGAUGAUAUCACGGAUCCGGCGCCCGCGACGACGUUCUCGCACCUGGACGCGACGACUGUGCUGGACCGCGCGGUGGCGGAGUCGGGGAUCUACCCUGCCGUGAACCCGCUGGAGUGCGCGUCGCGUAUCAUGGACCCCGAUGUGAUCGACGUGGACCACUACAACGUUGCGCAGGAUAUCGUGCAGAUGCUGACCAAGUACAAGGAGCUGCAGGAUAUCAUUGCGGUGCUUGGUAUCGACGAGCUGAGCGAGGAGGACAAGGUCGUGGUGGACCGCGCGCGCAAGGUGACCCGGUUCCUGUCGCAGCCGUUCCAGGUUGCGGAGGUGUUCACGGGCAUGACGGGCCACUACGUGCAGCUGGCCGACACGGUGGAGUCGUUCUCUGGGCUGCUGAUGGGGUCGUACGACCAGAUCCCGGAGAUGGCGUUCUACAUGGUUGGCGGCAUCAAGUCUGUGCUGGAGAAGGCGAAGGCCAUGGCGGAGGAGGCUGCGGCGAUGGAGAAGCAGCGUCGCGCGCGCCAGGCCGCGAGCGCCUCGGACUCGCAGUAG
Messenger RNA from Leishmania mexicana MHOM/GT/2001/U1103, 1578 nucleotides. RefSeq names its product putative ATPase beta subunit. The record is from RefSeq and is a predicted model, not a curated record. NCBI's taxonomy places the organism in Eukaryota, Euglenozoa, Kinetoplastea, Trypanosomatida, Trypanosomatidae. The coding region runs from base 1 to 1578 and encodes 525 amino acids. The transcript has a single exon. Gene Ontology annotation, molecular function: proton-transporting ATP synthase activity, rotational mechanism; ATP binding; ATP hydrolysis activity. Gene Ontology annotation, biological process: proton motive force-driven mitochondrial ATP synthesis; proton transmembrane transport.